Molecule: messenger RNA, 3220 nt
Organism: Thalassophryne amazonica
Lineage: Eukaryota; Metazoa; Chordata; Actinopteri; Batrachoidiformes; Batrachoididae
Product: extracellular matrix protein A-like
Exons: 3
Coding region: 641-1681 (346 amino acids)
Source: RefSeq, a predicted model, not a curated record
CUCUCUCUCUCUCUCUCUCUCUCUCUCUCUUAGGAAACACUGGCCUCUCCUCUUUCUUUCCACACUUUCUGUUGCACUGUGAAACAGUUUUCCUGCACACAUGGCAACUAAGUACUCAGAUUUGGAGCUGGCCAUCAACACGCUGGUGACAGAGUUCCACAAAGCAGCAGACAACAGCAACACCAUCAACACCACGCAGUUCGAGACCAUGUUGCCCAAACAGCUGCCACUGUUAUCCAAGACGGUGGCGGAGUGCGAGGGUGGCGUCCAGCAGCUGCUGCAGACGAUGGGCGUUGAGAGAGGACAGAGCAUCUCCUUUGAGAACUUCUGGAUUCUCAUCAACCAAGAGGCCAUCCGGGUGUUUGGGGUCAUGUCAAAAGAAAAAACCACCAAGUGCAACUGUGUGCUGUUUUAACUCCACCUCCAAACAUGCCUCUAACCCCGCCUCCAAAUGUGGUGCUGAUGCAGCUUGUGUAUCAGAGUUGAGUCUAAAUAAUUUUAAAGUAUUUGAUUACAAUUACUUUUGUAAUUACUUUUCUGUUUUAGGCCAUUUAUAUGGUGAACAACAGCAGAUAUUAUACAGAAGAGCUCUUCAGCACGUUUGUUUCAGCAACAAGCAAAUUAAUUCAAUUAAGAAUCCAUGGAUUCAGUUAAUGUUCAUGUUCACAUUAAUGAGUUGUUCAGCGCUGACAGCAACAGACAGUCAGUUGUCAGACGGGUGUGUCUGUACAACAGUCAGUUGUCAGACGGGUGUGUCUGUACAACAGACAGUCAGUUGUCAGACGGGUGUGUCUGUACAACAGACAGUCAGUUGUCAGACGGGUGUGUCAGUACAACAGACAGUCAGUUGUCAGACGGGUGUGUCUGUACAACAGACAGUCAGUUGUCAGACGGGUGUGUCUGUACAACAGUCAGUUGUCAGACGGGUGUGUCUGUACAACAGUCAGUUGUCAGACGGGUGUGUCUGUACAACAGACAGUCAGUUGUCAGACGGGUGUGUCAGUACAACAGACAGUCAGUUGUCAGACGGGUGUGUCUGUACAACAGUCAGUUGUCAGACGGGUGUGUCUGUACAACAGUCAGUUGUCAGACGGGUGUGUCUGUACAACAGACAGUCAGUUGUCAGACGGGUGUGUCAGUACAACAGACAGUCAGUUGUCAGACGGGUGUGUCAGUACAACAGACAGUCAGUUGUCAGACGGGUGUGUCUGUACAACAGUCAGUUGUCAGACGGGUGUGUCAGUACAACAGUCAGUUGUCAGACGGGUGUGUCAGUACAACAGACAGUCAGUUGUCAGACGGGUGUGUCAAUACAACAGUCAGUUGUCAGACGGGUGUGUCUGUACAACAGACAGUCAGUUGUCAGACGUGUGUGUCAGUACAACAGACAGUCAGUUGUCAGACGGGUGUCUGUACAACAGUCAGUUGUCAGACGGGUGUCUGUACAACAGUCAGUUGUCAGACGGGUGUGUCAGUACAACAGACAGUCAGUUGUCAGACGGGUGUGUCAGUACAACAGUCAGUUGUCAGACGGGUGUGUCAGUACAACAGACAGUUGUCAGACGGGUGUGUCAGUACAACAGUCAGUUGUCAGACGGGUGUGUCUGUACAACAGUCAGUUGUCAGACGGGUGUGUCAGUACAACAGACAGUCAGUUGUCAGACAGGGGGUGUCUGUAUAACAGUCAGUUGUCAGACGGGUGUGUCAGUACAACAGUCAGUUGUCAGACGGGUGUGUCAGUACAACAGACAGUCAGUUGUCAGACGGGUGUGUCAGUACAACAGUCAGUCAGUUGUCAGACAGGUGUGUCAGUACAACAGACAGUCAGUUGUCAGACGGGUGUGUCAGUACAACAGACAGUCAGUUGUCAGACGGGUGUGUCAGUACAACAGUCAGUCAGUUGUCAGACAGGUGUGUCAGUACAACAGACAGUCAGUUGUCAGACGGGUGUGUCAGUACAACACUGAAAGCUUGAUGGAAAUAGUCAUUCAGCAAAUAUACCAAACGUAUGUGAAAAGUCAGUUUUAACAGUAACUUUUCAAAAGCCAUCAAUGACAAUUACUUUCCAGAACUUCAAAGAGUAAUUGAAAAAGUAAUUGUUAUUACAAAUACCUCAAAUAGAAUUACUUUUGGACCCAACUCUGAUGUCACUAAAGAGAUGAACAGAGAAAUAACUGUGAAGAAUCUGAAACAAUAAUUCCUCUCUUUCUACUGUUUUGCUUUUAAAGGUAGUUUAGUUUAGUUAGAGGUAAUUUAGUUUAGCUAGUGGUAGUUUAGUUUAGUUAGUGACAGUUUAGCUUUUAGUGGUAGUUUGGCCUGUUAGUGGUAAAUGAACCACAUUUAUGUAGCAUUUUCCCAUCUGAAUUAGAAGCUCAAAGCGCUUUACACUGAUGCCUCACAUGUUGAAUCCUGCGUGACAUAAAUCCUAACUUGGGGUUUGAAUGAGCCUGUUCCGGUUUACCCCGAGCUGUCUGUCCCCAAACACCGAGUAUGAAUUUGUUCAGUCAAGCAGAGCUGUUCACGGCAGAUCGAUAAAGACAUCAUCAACAUCACGGCUUGUCAUCAAAAUAUAAAAUUAUCAGUAGAUUAUCUCAUACUAUGAAUGUUUUAAAUGAUACAUGUUUUAGGUGAAACCGUCACAGGUGAUACAUUUUGUAAAUGAGACGUAAUCCUGCAGACGGACGUGGGUCCAGGACACAGUGAAAUAUAAGAAGACUGAUUUCUUUGCCACGUCAGCAUCAUGAGCAGGUUGACUGAAUCACUGAUACCAAUAAUUCCAGACAUCACUGCAGAGUUAAACACAGUCAUUCUUAAAGGCAACACAGGGGUAGAAAACUGGUGGGGGGCCCCCUGCCGCCCCCUUCACUCCUUUGGAGGUGCCCCGCCCCCUUCACGGGGACUUGGUCUUAAUGUCUCAUGUUCUAAUGACGUAUUUCCACUUCUGUGAAGGCUGCUUAAACUCUGUGAAGACAAAAAUCUUUUCCUGCUUCAGUCUGGUUUUAAUUUGACUUUUCAUUGUUUUUCUUCUCUUUUCUUGAAGCUGCAGUUUAAUGUUUUAUUUUCUGUGUGAAUAAAUUUGUCACUUUUGAUAGAAGUUGUUUUUUCCUGACCUAAUCACGACGUUGGCUGCACGGUGAUGUCACAGCCAAACGUUUGAAAUGCAAAUGAAAGACUCAGCAGAACUUUAAUCAAACAGUUCAAACUAAACCAACUAAAUAAG